Histoplasma capsulatum G186AR is the source of this 2166-nucleotide messenger RNA. RefSeq names its product biotin-[methylmalonyl-CoA-carboxytransferase] ligase. Lineage: Eukaryota; Fungi; Ascomycota; Eurotiomycetes; Onygenales; Ajellomycetaceae. Gene Ontology annotation, molecular function: biotin--[biotin carboxyl-carrier protein] ligase activity. The record is from RefSeq and is a predicted model, not a curated record. Bases 1 to 2166 code for a protein of 721 amino acids. The transcript has 3 exons. Gene Ontology annotation, cellular component: cytoplasm. Gene Ontology annotation, biological process: protein modification process.
AUGACCACCAACCCCGUCCUCCUCUCUAAAAGGUUGAACGUGCUGGUCUAUUCUGGUGCGCAAACUUACUCCGAUUGGAAAACCAAUAUUCUGACCCCCGCUGCUCCAGGAAAUGGAACUACCGUCGACGCCGUCCGCCACUGCCUCUACUCUCUCCGCCGGCUCUUGGCUGCGAACUACGCUGUGAUCCCCGUAACGGGGCAAAUGAUCGUCAAUGAGCCUUGGACUGCUUCCUGUGCGCUGCUAGUAAUGCCUGGCGGCGCGGACUUACCAUACUGCAGGACACUGAACGGCGAAGGGAAUCGGAGGAUCAGUCAAUUCGUUCAGCGGGGCGGGGCGUACCUGGGUUUUUGCGCGGGCGGUUACUUUGCCAGCAAACGGUGUGAGUUCGAGGUUGGGAACAAGAAGCUGGAAGUUGUUGGUGACAGGGAGCUGGCUUUCUUUCCCGGAAUAUGUCGAGGAUGUGCCUUUCCCGGGUUUGUAUACGAUAGUGAAGAUGGUGCUCGAGCGGCGGAGCUCAAGGUAUCAAAAUCUGCGCAAGCGUUUGGGUCCGUGCCGGAGGUUUUCAAGGCUUAUUAUAAUGGCGGAGGUGUCUUUGUUGAUGCGCCUAAAUAUGCGGACCAAGGGGUGGAAGUUCUCGCUAGUUACACAGAAGAUCUCAGUGUGGACUCUGGAGAGGGCUCGGCUACGGUCGUUUACUGUAAGGUGGGCGAGGGAGCAGCAAUUCUCACUGGGGCUCAUCCAGAGUUUGUAUUUCCUGCAAAGCCGAUUGAUAGCUGGGAACUGACGAAGCCCAGAUUUGCUGCCUCCAAUCUUGACAGAAACGCUGAUGGGCCCGAAUAUCACAAAAUCGUCGAUGUUUUGGCUGCAGACGAUGAAUCGAGGGUGAGUUUCUUGAAGGCUUGUUUGACGAAACUGGGCCUUCAGGUUAAUCAAGACUCGUCCACUGUGCCAUCGCUAUCCCGAUUACAUCUUUCCUCUCUGGUUCCUCAGGGGAGCGCUGAGUUAAUCUCCGCCCUUCGAGAUAUCAUUACCGUGACUGAUGGAGAGGAAUAUAUUAAAGACGAUAUUGAUACUUUCCAUCUCGAGAAACCAUCGUCGAUGGGAAUGAGAGAUAUAGCUGAAUCCCUACCUGCUGGCAUUUCGAAAACUGGCCAAGGGGGUGAUUCUGACACAUUCUUGGAUUAUAAUUCUGUUAUCAAAGAAGUGGUUGUUCAUGAUGAAACUCCGUCCUCCAAAGCUACCCCUUCCUUCAACCACCACGCAUUCUACGGAAAUCUCAAGGAAUACCGCUCGCAGUCGAAAGAGGAAAUUCAUGAAUUCGGCUCGAAUAUAUUGUAUGGAGAGGUCGUCACGAGCACAAGUAGUCUCCUUGAGAAGAAUACGCAACUACUCCGAAGGCUCCCACAUGGAUUCGUGGCUACUGCGACGGUCCAAGUGGCCGGACGAGGCCGCGGGUCCAACGUCUGGGUCUCGCCAUCUGGUCAGCUAAUGUUCUCAAUCGUCAUAAAGCACGCCGUCAGCAACAUGACCCGUGCUCCCGUGGUGUUUAUACAGUAUAUCGCCGCCAUCGCCAUUGCCCAAGGCAUCAAGAGCUACGACAAGGGAUAUGAAAACAUGCCCAUAAAACUGAAGUGGCCAAAUGAUAUAUACGCCCUGGAUCCUACCAAACCCGAUUCCAAAUCCUACACAAAAAUAACAGGCAUUCUCGUAAACGCCCACUACUCCUCUGCAGAAUAUAUCGCCGUCGUCGGCAUCGGGAUCAACGCCCUAAAUCCCUCCCCAACCACCUCUCUUAACGCCCUCUUAUCCUCCCUUGCCCAGAAAUCACCCUCCAAUAGAAGUCUCCCCCCGCUAACCCUCGAGAAGCUCCUCGCCCGCAUCCUCACCGCCUUCGAGUCCUUAUACGCCCGCUUCCUACGCACAGGCUUUGACGAGCAUUUCUUCGACCUUUACUAUGCAGACUGGCUGCAUAUGGAUCAAAUCGUCACGCUGGAGGCGGAGGGUGGGGUGCGCGCGCGCAUCAAGGGGAUCACCAGUGACUAUGGCUUGCUUGUGGCGGAGGAGUUGGGGUGGGAGGACCGUCCUACGGGGAAGACGUGGGAGCUUCAGAGUGACAGUAACAGUUUUGAUUUCUUCAAGGGUCUGAUUAAGAGGAAGGUGUGA